Molecule: messenger RNA, 2342 nt
Organism: Lingula anatina
Lineage: Eukaryota; Metazoa; Brachiopoda; Lingulata; Lingulida; Lingulidae
Product: galactosylceramide sulfotransferase
Biological process (GO): glycolipid biosynthetic process
Cellular component (GO): membrane
Molecular function (GO): galactosylceramide sulfotransferase activity
Source: RefSeq, a predicted model, not a curated record
GCGCAUGUCGCCACACGUAGUUCAUCUGUAGCCCACAGCUCUAGAACCAGACUAAAACACUAAUAUUGUGACCAGGACCUACUUUAAUUCAGGAGAAAUCUGUAGUAGUCCACUAUGCACUGACUAUGAGGUGCCGGUGACCUGCAUUGCUAGCUGAUGACUUGAGAGGUCAACUGGGGGCACGGCUCCAAACAGGUAACAGGUAAGCUCCAGGUACUGUCAUGAACUCUCUCCCAGUAAGCAGAGCGAGACCAGUUUAAGAGAUAUUAUGUACAGUGAACUAGGGUGCUCGGAUUCAACUCAUUUUUGUCAGAACGUCAUGCUUUCAGAGCAUAGAAAUCACAUCAAAUUGGUUGUCAGAUAUAAGGAAAACUAGUCUAAUUUUUGAACCAGUUAAAUGUCUUGUUCAUAAUAUUCACCAAUGGCGGAUCGGACACAGCAGACAUCUCCCCCUUGGCUUCUAGGUAUGCCUAUAUUCUCCCCGUGAAAAUACAACGAACAAUCUGACAAGAAAAAACUGCACAUAAUCUAUCAUAUCUUCUAGGCUAAUCGCUGUGCCCUACAUAGCCUAUUAUUAGUGAAAUUGUCAUCGCCUACUGUUUUGUAUUUGGCGAGUGAAGCAAGAAAAAAAUUGGUCUUGUUAGAAAAACCAGGGAUUGUCAGUAGCAAAUUUGAAAUAGGGCUUGACGAGUGUCAUGGGAAUGAGUUCCUCGAGGUCCAUUUUGUGUCAGGACGCGAUGGAAAUUGAUUAUUUACUGAGUCAGCUAUAUCCUUGGUUUGCCAGCUAAUUCGAAAAGGAUGCCGCCCUGCUGAUACCAGCCUCUGAUACUGCAACUGAAAACGACGCCCGUUUUAUUUUAUCGUCUGCGACUUUGCAACAAUUGGAAAAAAAAGAAAAAAAUAACAACAAAGAAUGGGAAGAUUCAAACUUAUUGGUGUCAUAGUUGUCAUCCUCGUUACUUGUUGUUCUUAUCUUCUGGUAAUGACAGAUCAGGCAUCAUCAAUACUCAGUGGAGAAGUUUUCCGUCCACUCACAGCGUCUUCCAAGACCAAAAUCUCUGACACUAGAAGUCUAGCAGACGACUAUAAGAUGUCCCUAGUAUAUCGAUCAAGCUCCGAUAUUGCCCCUGUUCCUGAGUACAAGUCAUUCCAGGGCGCCACUUGGCCAGGGAGGUGCUCACCCCACAGGCACAUAGUCUUUGUAAAAAUCCCUAAAACCGGUUCCACCACCGUGUCCAAUAUACUUUUGAGGUACGCGUUUCAAAACGAUUUACGAGUGGCCCUACCUGCUGCUGGAAGACACAAUUUGACAAUAAGAAACUCCAAUUAUGAUCUCCAUGCCGAUCAGUUUGACAGUACAAGUAGAGCAAAGUAUGAUAUAAUGGCACAUCAUAGCAACUACAGCAGAGAGGCAGUAGCUAGAAUCAUGCCGGCGGAUUCCGUGUAUGUGGUAAUGUUGAGAGAACCGUUAACUCACUUUGUGUCAGGUUUCAACUUCUUUAAAGUCGGAGAAAAACUUGGACUAGAGGGUAGAGGGCAGUUACACACGUUUCUCAGUUCAAGAGAUCUUUAUAAAUCUAGAAAAGUCCCCAAUCUGAUAAACGUUAUGAUAAAAUAUUUGGGGUUUCCUACAAGUCCCAAUAAAAAUAUUACCUCAGUGAACGAUUUCCUUCGAAUAAUUGAUAAAGAAUUCGAUUAUGUUUUGAUUCUAAAAUAUAUAGACGAAGGUCUGGUGAUGUUAAAGCGCAGGUUAUGCUGGGACAUAGCUGAUAUCAUAUACUUGAAAAUCCACAAAAUUAAAGCAACAGAGUACCAAGAUCUAAAGAGAGAGGGAGAAGACCCAGCCGUGUCUCAGCUAUUACACAAACUGAGCAAGAAAGAUUAUUUGUUAUAUCAAUAUUUUAAGAGAAAAUUUGAAAAAACACUUUUAAAGCAGAAUGAUGAUUUCUUUGAAGAAGUGAAAUUUCUCAAAGAAACCAAUGAAAAAGUUUCUACAUUUUGCAAAGCACGUUCCAAAGAUUCAACCCUUAAUAUCCGAGCAUGCAACUGGACGCGAGGCUUCACUAUCAGAAAACCGCAUUGCAAAUUGAUGAAGUUAACUAAUGUAAAAUUCUCUGUUUUAUUAAAGAAUAAGUUUUCUAAAAGCGUAAGAAACGAUGUCACUCGUCGUAUAUUGUAAUUCAUUUACCUACAGGACUCAUGAAGUCAAACCAUUUUGAAUCAUCUUAGCAACUCACUCUUUGCACGUACUUUCGAGAGUCUAUUGUAAUUUCAUCACAAGAGUACUGGAAUUCUUCUCGGCAAAAGCAAUUAUAUAGUAACUCCGGAUUCGACUUUUUAAA